UUUUUUUUUAUUUUUUUAUUUUUAUUUUUUUAUUUUUGUCUGGACGCUUUCUUUUAAUUAAACGUCAUGACGAAAAAAACCAACUUUACCUUCCAACCAGCACAACGCUUGAAAUAUAAACCAUUGUCUCGACCAACAACAACAACAGAUAUCCAUCCAACUUCCACACCUUCGACCAAACGCCCACGUCUUGCACCACUUCUUCUUGGUGGGGCAUUUCUAUAUGUCACAGCAACUUAUGUUAGUAUGAUUGUCUUCAAAAGCAAACAAGACACUAGUGAUCGUAGCCAUCCAUCCAAUACUCCAAUCUCAAAAGAAACAACAAUAACAACAACACAGCAAGUAACACCUGCUAAUUUUGACACCAGUUCUAUUUGGGGUCAAGUGGCGACGAGUUAUGACAAGGAAAUAGGAUGGGAUGAACGUGUGAUGGGGAUUGGCUUUUUACGACGCUGGUUAGUUGGACAAGCACAAGGCGAUGUCUUGGAAGUCUCGACAGGCACAGGACGUAACUUUGAUUAUUACAAGCCCAACAAGAUCGCCAGUCUCACUGUAACAGAUGAUCAUCCUUCCAUGCUUGACCAGGCAAAAUCAAAGUUUAUUCAACAGUACAAGGAUAAAUUCCACCACACUUUUACUAGCUUCCAAUCUGCCAAUGUCGAUCGUCCUGAAUCAUUGGAAAAACAGCGUUAUGAUACCGUCGUUGAUACCUUUGGUCUAUGUUCAUGUGCUGAUCCUGCUGGGGCCCUAGUAUCUAUGGCUGAUGCUUGUAAAUCUGAAGAAUCAAGGAUUUUAUUAUUGGAACAUGGUCGAUCACAUUAUGAUUGGUUGAAUCGUCUCUUGGAUACAAAUGUAGAUAAACAUGUGCAAAAAUGGGGUUGUUGGUGGAAUCGAAAUAUUAUGGAUUUAUUUGAACAAGAUCGAGUCAAAGAAAAAGUAGAAAUUGUUAGUGUAUCAAGAUGGCAUUUUGGUACGACAUGUUAUGUGGUAGCGAAACCCAAGAAGAAGAAGAAGAAGGAUAAUUAAACAACAAUAGAUAGAUGUGAUGUGUUUUUUUUAUAGAUAGUGAUUUUGUGUAUUAUAGUUGUUCAAUAAAAACUUAAUCUUUUUGUUUUA
Molecule: messenger RNA, 1116 nt
Organism: Halteromyces radiatus
Lineage: Eukaryota; Fungi; Mucoromycota; Mucoromycetes; Mucorales; Cunninghamellaceae
Exons: 2
Coding region: 67-1026 (319 amino acids)
Source: RefSeq, a predicted model, not a curated record